Porites lobata is the source of this 9257-nucleotide messenger RNA. The record is from the annotation of a GenBank genome assembly. NCBI's taxonomy places the organism in Eukaryota, Metazoa, Cnidaria, Anthozoa, Scleractinia, Poritidae.
UAGUUAUGUUGUCCCCGAGCAUCGCGUUCCGUAGGAAUCUCCUUAGCUUAAGAAUACAAUAUCUCAAACCUUUGAGUGUGUGCUGGAGGUCGCAGAAAACGGAAGCUAGGCACUUAGAAAGCCAAGAAAGUCUUGAUGGCUUGCGUUCAUUCGGAGAAAUACCACAACGCAAUCGCUGGAGGUUUAUGUACGAUGUCAUAACGAAAACUGAGGGCUUUACCAAACCAUUCAAAUUCUUAGAGCGCCUGUUCGAUGAGCUUGGCCCCAUUUACAAAGAGGACUUCACUAUGAAGCCGUCGACGACAGUGCAUGUAAUCGAUCCAGACGAUUUCGAGAAGACCUUGCGUGCCGAAGGCAAAUAUCCACAAAGGCCAAUACUAGAUUUUCAUCUCGAGCACCGUAGACGGAGAAAUUAUUUCCCUGGCUUACCCAACCUGUGAGUAUUCUUUGCAUCAAAACCUGCUCGAUAAUUUCUUCAUAGUCCUAGUUUUCAAGCCCUACAACCACGCAACAUUGUGGCAGAUCAAGCCACUAAGAAUUAUUUAAAGGAAGCCUACAGAAACACAGAAAAAAAUACAAAAUCCACAAUCUUCCUCACACAGUUUAAUUUUAGCAACGAUUUGAAUUGUCAUUAUUUCUAAUAUUGUUAAUCAUAUAGACUGUUCACAGUCCUCUAUUUUUCUGUAAGAUCAUCGAGAUCGAGCGCUUUGCGUUACUGGUUAGGGCACCACAGAGCUAUAAUCCCCGACGCCCGCCCCCUCGGUACAUUUGAAAAUCAAGAUCAGGGUCGUAACAUGGUAUAUGGGCUCAGGGCUCAAAGCCCAAAAUAUGAUUGGGAUCAGGGCUCAGAGGAAAGGGCUCAGGGAUCAGAAGAAUGGGAUCAGGGAUCACGACGCUUUUGAGCCCGAAUCAGGGAUCAGAUUUAUUACACGGUCUAAAAAUCUCAUCACAAUGUAAUUUUCGCUUACAGUCAAACCAGGUCAAGCGUUUCCGUCACUAGCAAACUAAUGAAUUCAUUAAUGGAAAAAUGAUUUCGUUUGUUGAUUCAAUAAUCCAUUCAUAAAAUGAAUAAUCCAACAAUCAAAUUGGGCCUCGAUUCAAUAAUUAAAUGUUGAUUUGGUUUAUUAACAAAAUCUACCUGUUCUUUAUUCUUGUCUGUUGAGUUCAAUCGUAUUUGCUUCCCUUUUCCUGCCGUUUACGACUGCGUUUGUAACCUCACAAAGUUGCCUAAUUUAAAAUUUUGUGUAAACACAUGGAUGGGAUCAAUGCUUUUAUCAGGGCUCAGGGAUCAAAAUUUUGGGGAAAAUGGGGCUCAGGGAUCAAAAUAACCGCUAGAAAAUAGGGAUCAGUGGGCCCCGGAUAUACCAUGUUACGACCCUGCAAGAUAGCCGUGACGGUAAGACGCGGUAUAUCGAUCUCACGAAAAAAUAGGGGACUGUGAACAGUCUGUUAAUCAUACAUUUACUGGUGACAUACAUGAUUGAUAUUCUCCCUAUUCCUAGUUUUCAAGCCUCACAACCACGCAAUCGCAGAUAAACCACUCAGAAUUAUUCACAGGACGCCUACAGAAUAUUUUGCCUCGUCACGCAAUCUAAUUUUAGCAACAAUUUGAAUUUUGUUAUCAUAUACAUUUACUAAGUGAUAUACACGAUUGAGGUUGACUACGUUACGUGCUCUUUUGUAGGUUACAGAAGGAAUGUUUUCGACGAGUGAGCACUUCCCGAUCUAGUACAUGUAGUUGCCAUUUUUGAUGUUGAAAAUUAAAAGACUGAGAUUCAGGGCCUUUGAUAUGAGUCAGCCCUUUAGGCCGGGUUGGGGCCCGUUUGUCGAAAGUCCCAAUAAUUAACGGGCCCGUAAAGCUGUUGUUGUUUACAUUCAAGGUUUCAAUAGUUUUGCAUCUAACAUGAUAAAACUAUCAGUUAAUGAAACAAAAUGGAGUAGUUUGCUAGCCAGGACCUGUGCUCUUAUUCUUUAUAUUUCGAUUUGAAUAUUUUCUUUCUUGCCGUUAAUUGCCUUGUUUUCUCAUAAAACUUUCGUUUUGUUUACACGAGAAAGGUGGCCGGCCUAGCUCUGCUCACCCCCCCGCUUGCUCGAGCAGAGAUCUGAGCAAGCAGGCCAGCACACUUCGUUAUUUUUAGGGAAGCAGUGAAACGGAAGGGGGUGGUGUGGGGCAGCAGGGUAGUGCUACUUGGGGGGGGGGGGCGUCAAUGACUGUUAAAUCAGAACACCUCCACAAUAAGCGAUUUGUGAUCCAAACGAUGACACUUUCUUAAACUGAAGAAGAGAGAAUAAUUUUUAACAAUAUUGGACUUAACAUACUCAGCCAUGCCAGUUUUGUUUUAACAGACAAGGAGAAGAAUGGCACAGAGUGCGGCAAACCAUUGCUCCUAAAAUCAUGCGCCCUAAAGUUGUCGAGGAAAACAUCGGGAACUUUAACGCUGUAAGCAAGGAUGCUGUGGCAAGUUUGGUUAAGCUGAAGAAGGCUUGUGAGCAAGAUGAUCACAUGCCUGACUUGGAAAAGGAACUUUAUCGAUGGGCUUUAGAGGGUAACAAUCAGUGUAUAUUUUUGCGAGGUAUCCUUGUAUCCCAAAUCGUGCCUCUGUUCUAAACGCUAUCCUGGAACCCGCCAAAACCUAUGUUUCGGACCACAGGCGGCCCAAACAUACGCUACAAGGAAAGGGUGUAAAGUAAUAGACCUUUUUACCGAUGCGACGGCCAUAUUGAAUUAAUUCGAGUUAAUAAGGAGUAUUAUGGGAUGCCCAGGGGGCAUGAGCACGAUCCGUUCCGGCUCGCUUAGUAUCAGAAAUAUGGUCUUUCACUGUAUAUUUCUCAUCCUCGGAGACACAGGGGCUUCUGGCUUCUGAUUGGUGGCAGAAAAACGCAAGUUUUCUGGCACCAAUCAGAAGCCAGAACGGUGGCGACCGUUUGGAACUGGUCUGGUAAGACAUUGUCCCCAGGGGCUCUUCUCGCCGUUCUUUACUUUUCUUCGUGCCACAUUUUUCCGCCCGUUUAGACUUUCCCUCGUCCCCACUAUCUGCCCCUGGGUCUCCGAGGACGUAUAUUUCUCGGAGAAAAGGUGAUCUUUAUUACAUCCAAACACGGCACAACGAUCUUAUUUUCCCAUAACAAUCUUAUUCUAAGAAAACAUAUAAUUGUUAUGACAUCAGUAUAGGGCUUUAUUACAUUAGGAUCGUUUACAUUAGGCCUACAUUACAUUUAGGCCUUCUACAACUCCAAGAAAAGGUAGAAAGCUCAUUGUCAAAUACAACUCACGUGUUCUAAUGACUGAACCAUAUUUUUUUCGUGGUGUUUAUUCUAGGUAUGGCUACAUUCGCAUUUGAUACUCGCCUUGGAUUAUAUGAAGAUCCACCGCCACAAGAGGCACUUGAAUUCACAGAGGCAAUCAUCAACUUUUUCGAAAUUUCGCAACAGCUUUUGUUCGAUGCAUUUUACCAAAUUGCUUCCAAGUAUAUUGACACACCACUAUUUAAAAAAUUUCUCAAGAAUUGUGACGCUUUGUUGAAUAUCGGAGGGGAUUUUGUUAACAAGAAAAUGAUGGAGCUAAAAGAAAUGACAGAAAAGGGAAUUGAUCCUGCCAAGACUGAAGGUGUGUUAGUUGCUUUAUUAUUCAUUCAAAAUAAUUCCUAGUUUAAAAACAAGCUAAAACAUGCAUACCUUCGUCGAUGUUAAGUUCACCUCGAUAGUGCAUGAUUAGAAGAUAAAGGGGUCGGGUUCAGGUCUGCAAAUAUACUGCAACCAGCAGAUGUUGUCCAUCGAGUUGUCUUCUUGCUAUGUUUUUAGACAAUAGUUCGUCGUGACACGAGUAAAAUGUUCCGCCGACUGUUCGGCCAUUUUUCUUUUCAGAACCAAAACAACUCAACCUCGUCCCCAGGUCUUCUCGGUUAACGGUGCAUUAACCUGCAACUGUGCUGCACUUUUGACGUCAUCGGCAGAUUAAUCACAAAAUUCUUCCAAAUUUGGUCAACCGUAGCUGGUUAUGGUGAAUUAUGCAUGUGCUUUUAGCCAAUCAGAAACGGAGAAAUAUUUUGAAUGAAUAAUAACAUAACUUAUGUUCAUCUGCAUUUCUUCCAUACAGUAAAUAAUGCUCAGCUUGCAAGACAAGCUACGGCCACACGAAUAGGGGGUGCAUUAUCCAGGGGCGUAGGUAGGUGGGGGGGUCCUGAGGCCUUCUUUUGAGCAAACGAAAACGCCAUGACAAUAUCUUGGCCGUAAAAGCCAUUGUUGGGAAGCCCACUUUUUUUAAAUUUGUUUUUUUGUAAAGUAUUUUCGUCAACGGCUCCUGUCUUUAGUUAAUAUGGGCCUUCAUACCGCGAUAAUACGACAUGACAAUCUGGUGAGUAGCCUCUGUGACCCCCCCCCUUUGAAAAAUCCUGGCUACGCCCCUGUUAUCAAGCAUUAUUAUUCAUUCAAAAUAUUUCUCCGUUUCUGAUUGGCUAAAAGCACACCUGAACACACCUGAUUACCCCUUUAUCUUCUAAACAUGCACUAUCGAGGUGAACUUAACAUCGACGAAGGUAAGCAUGUUUUAGCUUGUUUUUAAACGAGGAAUUAUUUUGAAUGAAUAAUAAAGCAUUUAAUGAAUUCGGCUUUCGUUGGAUAUAAAGAAUUAUGCAGAUCGAGGAGGGUGUUGUCCACCGAGGCCGAAGGCAUAAUUCUUCAUAUCCUACUCAGCCUCAUUUAUUAAUUGCUAAUUAUAUGAGUUGGUCACUACACCCAGGCAAGAUCGAGCCUGUACGUCAGAAAAUAAUAAUCGAAACCCAGAUCCCCGUUUCAGCGUAAGAGGAGUAAAAGAUAGUGAUACCUGGGUAUAUGAUUGAUUUGGGAGAGGUCGUAGUCAACACGGUUACCGACACCGUACAAACGACUUAUUGACGGGAUCAAGCAAAACUAACCACGAGAGAACGUCUGGAGAACUGACAAUUUGACUGACAAUAGACGAUUGUUUAACUUUGACAACAGGGACUUUAAGAUCCAACGACAUGGACGGUAACGAGAACGUCAAAAAACUAUAGGUUUUAUUAGCAAAACAACAACUUUGCACGUGCAUCAAGCUUUUCUGUACAUUUCUCUGCCCGUUUUUUCACGACUACGACGUGAACAUGCCUAAUUUCGCGUUUUAUGGAGGACGUAAACAAGCAACGACGAAAUUUUAUUUCUUUUUCUGUACUUGUGUAUGGUGCCUAGGAAUUCAACUCCAGGAGGGUUUGCCUACAUUUGACAAAGUACCUGGGUAGAAAUAAUUGCGAUAAAGAAUGAAAGAACGCAAAUUCACUUUUUAAGCGACGUUGUCAUUGCCGUCGCGUCGUUGGAUCUUUAAGUCCCUAUUAGAAGGAUCGAAACGCACUAAUGACAUUACCAGUCUUCAUAUAGCCAAUAACAUCACGGCUUAACUGACAGACGACCAACAUCGACGAACAUUGCUACUUAACAUAAUUGACCAAUCAGGUCAAUAACCAGUCAGAGUUUAUUAUCAACUGACAUGAUACUACUCACUUUGACUAUGAAAAUGACUACCGCAAGUCACUGCGAUCAACAACAGUCCUAUUGUGGGCUACGUUCACCCGGAACAUCAUAGUCAACCUACUUGGGAAAGGUCUAUGGAUAAAACAUUGUUUUAUUUCUGUAAUGUAGUUGUUCCGCUGUUGACUUAUUUACUCAUGAAGAAAGAUCUUACCCCAGAGGAGGUCAAUGGACACGUAGUUGAUGUUGUCGCUGGUGGUGUUGAUACGGUAAGAAACUCUUCCAUUUAAUUCAUUUGAUUGAGAGGGUGGAGCAAAAUUUCAAAAUUAGAAAAAUGAAGAUGACUGGACUAUAAGAAAAGACAACAGGUAUUAUUACGAGGCUGUAGUCAUUUUAUUAAAUACCCCCUCCCCCUCUCGUGACCCUUCGAACAUAGCGGGGAACGUCCGUCUCCCCCUGGGUAGGGAGGUUUCUUAAAAGUCCCGAAGUAUCGGUACUUGGAAACCAAACAGAAUUCAUCUCAGUCUGGAUAAUUAGGUUUCGGAACUCUUAUGACUGCUGUGGGAACCUCGCUUUGAUCAGGGGUGGCAAGCUACAGUAGUACGAGUCCAACUCACGGACCGGGGAGCGAGGUUGUCUAGGAAGGACAGUUAAAGUAAACAUUCCAAUUUUAGCAGACUGGCUAAAAAAGGGAGAUUUACAUAUACAACAUAUACAUUUAUAUAUCAUAACUAAGAAAAAUUUUGUCUCCUAUCUGAGCAGAUAUCAAAUUCUGUUUUGUGGUGGUUGUACAACUUAGCACGAUUUCCGGAGGUCCAAGAAAAGCUGUACCAGGAGAUAGAAAGUGUUUUGGGGGAAGAUGAUGACGUCACUCCCAAGCAUCUUGCUAAACUAAGCUAUCUUAAAGCUUGUCUUAAAGAGUCCAUGAGGUAAAACAGUUCAACCACACUAUAUUUUAGAGAUGUGUGAACUAUCAAGGGCGGAUCUAGGGGGAGGGUGUAGGGGGUGCACCCCACCCACCAAGUCCCCCCCCCCCCUGAGAGGGCUUCUGACAAUUGGUACUUUGCAAAAUAUGCAGAUAUGUAUGAUAUGUAUUCUCUGAAGUUCACAUUAUGCUAUCGCCUAAUCAAAAGCCUUCUUCGUAUUCGCUUGUAAAUUUGUUUACAAUUUACCAGUCAGUUACGCCACAUUCUUAGUGGUGCACCCUCACCGCCCCUUGGAUCCGACCCUUGUUAUUAUCGCGUUCACUAGAACACACUUCCUAAUCUGGUGUUCCUGUGGUACAAAGGCAGAAAUUUUCGAGCUAUCACGGGCGACUGCCGAUCUGAGCCAGCCCUAUAUAUUGUAUCAGGGGCAUCUCGGCGGCAGGAAACUGGACUUCUUUGGACUCGUUUUCGUUUCCUUUAGUCUCGUUUUUAUGCAGAUGGCUAGCCAGGGACCAGGCUCCGCAGUGGGGAAAAAAGGAAAAAAAAUGGGGUCAAAUAGGAAAAAUAUCGGUGAGCGAAGCGAGCCCGGCGGAAGUCUGGGCCACCCUUACCCCUUCCGAGACUACGGCGAUUUUUUCCUUUUUCCCCCAAUGCGGAGCCUGGUCCCAGGCUAGCAGAUGUCAUGCUCGUAGAAUACAGAGACGAACGCGGGUCCAUAAUCAAUGAUUAUGACUAGUAGGGUACGCCUUCCUUGCCGGCGGGCUUCAUAAUUCGUAGUGGAGCUCUAGUGCGCGCGCUUGCGGAGCACCAUGGGUACUGAAAUUUGAUUAUCUAUGCAUCUAAGAAACUUUGGUUGUGACAACGUACAUUCACCCAGAAUUACUGCAAAAAGAUGUUUCUCAAAAGAUACCACAAGAGCUUCGCUUUUGACCUUGGCUAAAUCUAUAUAUUACAAUUUCUACUUUUUUAUUAUAUUAGGAUGACUCCAAGUAGUCCGUCCCUUACAAGAGUUUUGGACCAGGACGUUGUUUUAUCUGGAUACCAUGUUCCAGCAAAAGUGAGUAAGAAAUCCCAAGGUUGAAGUCUCAACCCUAAGACUUGUCUCUUGGAAGCGCUGUUGUGCAUUAGACAAAGGCUUCACCAAAGCUUUCUUUUGGAAUCCAUAAACCUUGCAGCACAAGUGAUGGCAAGAAUCCUUGGAGCAAACCAGAAAAGACUGCUCUUAAAUGAAAACUCUGGAUAUGCUGACAAAAUUUCUCUCGUUGCCUUAUCAGAAAAUUCUCUCCCCUUUCUCCCAGCUCCUUUACGAAACAUAUGAGAAAAUGAUAUAAUCAGCAUGUAGUAAUCAUGCAUUUACCAUCUUUCAUUCUUUCACUAAAACGAAACAUGUUCACUGCGUCCAAUGUCACAGUGUAGCUGAAACGAGUUUGGGUAACUAGUUUCUUUUGCACAGUUUACAAGAUAAUUUAUCCCAACACUUUGCAGCCGUUAUUUUGUUUUUGCUGACUUACCUACUUCAUAUUUCAUGCAGAAUAAUUUUUUUGCAGACCUACGUAACAAUGGAAUUUUACGCCACAACUCGCUCAGAGAAGUACUUUAAAGAGCCUUUGGAGUUCAAGCCGGAACGCUGGCUUAGAGAAAGUAAAAAGGUUCAUCCCUUUUCUCACCUACAGUUUGGAUUUGGGCCUCGCAUGUGUCUUGGUAAUAAUUAACACCAGAUCCCUGCUAAUUUGUUUUUUUAUGUGUUUUAUCUAGCGCCACUUACGUUAAUUAAAGAGAAUCAUAUUCCGUAUGACAGACAUCACGAAGUGUCUCCUAUCCCAGAUCCUAGCUUAAACACUAGUAAUGUUGUCAAUUGCAAACAUGAAGACAUGCGGAAAUUACAAAUAAUCUUGUCUAAAAUAAAGUACCCAAAGUUAAAGAUAAGUGCGUUCAGUUCUGGACGUUUAGUGUCCAAACCGUGCCAUCUCUUGAAGAACAAAUGAGUAAAUUAGUAAAAAUUACAAAACGAGGCGAAAUCAGCCGGGAUAUAAGUGUGUGACGCGCGAAACCAACUCUUGCGUUUUGGAAAGAUUUUCUCAAAUUCACCCGAGAAUCAAUUAAGCAAAGAAUUAUCUAGGAAACCAACCUGAUUAUUAUGUUUCCUAUUGUUAUUUUUUUUCGAAGGUGGAUUAUUGUCGUCAUCUGUGCGGUUUACCUUCAGUACUAAGCGCUAAAAUGUUACACUUUUUCUACAGGUCGUCGAGUGGCUGAAUUAGAGAUGUACGUGCUUGUAUGCAAGGUUAGUGUUUUUAAGUUAGUUUUUAAGUUAGAAAAGAGAGCAAACAUGGCCGCAGUGACGUCACGAGAUAACGCCCUAUUGCCCACGUCGGAGACAACACAACCUGCACGCGGUAAGCUCCGCUGGAAGCAAUUGUCAACACCAUAAUAAAUGGUCCCCGGAGAUUUCCCACGGCUAUCAUCGCACGGCGUUUCCGUUACAAAUUGUUUUUUCCGGGCGGAGACCCGGGCGGGUCGGUUUUUUGAGUCUAACAAGAACGGCUAACAUCACACGGUGUUUCCGUUACAAAUUGUUUUUAUACCAAGGGUGCCGUGGACCAGACGGCAACACAGUUCGCAAUUCGCACAGAUGUACUAGUAAUAAUUUGCAAUUUCAGUUUUUUUUCUCCUAAUCUUUCAUGCUCUCUUGUUGUUGCAGUUACUUCAGAGAUUUCGCCUAGAGUAUCAUCACGAACCAUUAGAAAUGCGUCAAAAGUUGUUAACGGCUCCAGAUAAACCGGUUAAGAUCAAGUUUGUCGACCGCGUCUGAGAGUCAAGGCUACCAAUGUGUUCCUAAAGGUUAAUGGCAGA